GUCAAAUAGAAACUCGUUUUACUCUGUUUGCUUUCGUUGGUUCUUAAUUGGGAAACAGUUUCCGUAAUGAAUACGCCCCUGUUCUCCCAGCCCGCAGAAAUUGAGCUGUUGCGGUACUUACAACCGGCAGAUACUUCUGUUCUGAUUUAACGCAGGAAAACUCAGCCUCGUCGAAAUUUCAGGUGGCGUCGUUGAGGAGGGUUGGAGCACAGACAAAAUGGUGACCAUUCCUGAGUACUAUGAGGGGAAGAAUGUGCUGAUCACAGGGGCCACAGGCUUUAUGGGAAAAGUCCUGCUGGAGAAGCUGCUGCGGUCCUGCCCUGGAGUCAAGGCCGUGUACGUCCUGGUCCGGCCCAAAGCGGGACACGCUCCCCAGGCCCGCAUCGCAGACAUGAUCAACUGCAAGCUUUUUGACAGGUUACGAGAUGAACAGCCAGACUUUGCUGAGAAGAUAGUGGCUGUGAACAGUGACCUCACACUGCCAGAACUGGACCUGAGCAAAGAGGACCAGGAAACGCUUGCUGACUGCAUCAACAUAGUCUUCCACUGUGCUGCAACCAUCCGAUUCAACGAGCCUCUAAAAGAUGCUAUGCUGCUGAAUGUUCUAGCCACCCAGAAGAUGGUGGCUCUGGCCCACAGAAUGAAGCACUUGGAGGUGUUCCUCCACGUGUCCACAGCCUACGCCAACUGUGACCGAACACUCAUUGAGGAAGUGGUUUACCCAACUCCUGUUGACUACAAGAAGCUCAUCGACAGCCUAGAGUGGAUGGAUGAGAAGCUGGUCUCGGCGAUGACCCCAGGGCUGAUUGGAAAAAGGCCCAACACGUACACCUACACCAAGGCCAUGGCUGAGUACCUGGUCCAGCAGGAGUGUGGAAACCUCAACGUGGCUAUAAUCAGGCCCUCUAUAGUAGGGGCCAGUUGGAAAGAGCCAUUCCCAGGUUGGAUUGAUAAUUUCAAUGGACCUAGUGGAAUAUUCAUUGCAGCAGGAAAGGGCAUCCUGCGCACCAUGAGAGCGUCCAACAACGCGGUGGCUGACCUGGUGCCUGUGGACGUGGUCAUCAAUACCACACUGGCUGCUGCCUGGUACUCCGGCUCCCAGAGACACACCAGGCCUAAGAGCAUAUUGGUGUACAAUUGCACGACAGGCAGCAUCAACCCGUUCCACUGGGGUGAAGUUGAGUACCAUGUAAUAUCCACUUUCAAGAGGAACCCCCUCGAGCAGGCCUUCAGACGGCCCAAUGUAAAUCUCACAACCAAUCACCUUAUCAAUCAGUACUGGAUCGCUGUAAGCCACAAGGCACCAGCCUUCCUUUAUGAUCUCUGCCUCAGGAUGACGGGAAGAGAGCCCAGGAUGAUGAAGACCAUUACAAGGCUGCACAGGGCCAUGAUGGUGCUGGAGUACUUCACCAGCCACUCGUGGGUGUGGAAAACUGACAACGUCACCAUGCUCAUGAACCAGAUGGGCGCUGAUGACAAGAGGACAUUCAACUUUGACGUGCGACAGCUGAACUGGGCAGAGUACAUGGAGAACUACUGCAUGGGGACAAAGAAGUAUGUCCUGAACGAGGCUGAGUCCGGCCUGCCAGCUGCACGCAAACACAUCAACAAGUUGAGGAACAUCCGCUACACGUUCAACACGGUCCUGGUCGUGUUCAUCUGGCGAGUGUUCAUCGCGCGGUCCCAGAUGGCCAGGAACAUCUGGUACUUUGUGGUCAGCCUCUGCUUCAAGUUCCUGUCCUAUUUCCAAGCGUCCAGCACCAUGAAAUGCUGAGGCCACGUGGUGUAGUCAACCUGACCCCGUCCAUCCACCCUCCUCAACCCAGCAACCCCAGUCUAGUCCGCCUUCUCUCCCUCCUGACCAGCCCCCCUUCAGAGACAGAAGCUAUGUAUCCGACAAGGCUUUGCAAAUCCUGGAACUAUUUUGAGUCACUUAAUCUACUGUAUGUGAUAUGUCCCCUUCUCUUUGCAGUGUGAUCCCUGAUGUGGGGGGUUGUACUGCAUUUGACUAAGCAUGACUCUAAUCAGACCCCAGGUCCUGUGACGCUCCCCUUGCACAUUGAUAGUCAGCCAGACAGAGAGUUAUUGAUGGAGCACUGCUUUGCUGACUGUCCCCAGGGUGGUCAGGCGGUGGCUUUGAUUUAAUGGUUUAAAUUUUCCUGCUUGAAUGGGGUGAAGGCACCCAUAUACUGUAUGCUUGAUGGUGGCAAUGACUAAUUCCCAAUGACAUGAUCAAGCACAAGGUAGAUAUAACGGGAUGGCUUUUUACAGUGCCUAAAAG
Molecule: messenger RNA, 2281 nt
Organism: Coregonus clupeaformis (lake whitefish)
Lineage: Eukaryota; Metazoa; Chordata; Actinopteri; Salmoniformes; Salmonidae
Gene: far1
Product: fatty acyl CoA reductase 1
Exons: 12
Coding region: 218-1774 (518 amino acids)
Biological process (GO): long-chain fatty-acyl-CoA metabolic process
Cellular component (GO): peroxisome
Molecular function (GO): alcohol-forming very long-chain fatty acyl-CoA reductase (NADP+) activity
Source: RefSeq, a predicted model, not a curated record